AUGGACAUGGAUCCGAAUUGGGUACACCGGUGUCUUUCAGUGGAGGAGAAUAACUUUGAUUCCUCUAGGGUUCGUGACCCGGUUAAGUUGGAGUCGACUAGAAAGCAUUAUCGCGCUGGGCGUACAAGCGCGGAUUGCUGCUGGGCCGGCCGUGUAGAUGAUGAGCCUGCGGAGGAGGAUGACGGCGUGGAAGCAGAGCGUGAUGCGCACACCAACAUAUGCUGA
Molecule: messenger RNA, 225 nt
Organism: Penicillium antarcticum
Lineage: Eukaryota; Fungi; Ascomycota; Eurotiomycetes; Eurotiales; Aspergillaceae
Exons: 2
Coding region: 1-225 (74 amino acids)
Source: RefSeq, a predicted model, not a curated record